Penicillium brevicompactum is the source of this 1020-nucleotide messenger RNA. RefSeq lists its product as uncharacterized. The record is from RefSeq and is a predicted model, not a curated record. NCBI's taxonomy places the organism in Eukaryota, Fungi, Ascomycota, Eurotiomycetes, Eurotiales, Aspergillaceae. The coding region runs from base 1 to 1020 and encodes 339 amino acids. Gene Ontology annotation, molecular function: oxidoreductase activity, acting on the CH-OH group of donors, NAD or NADP as acceptor. The transcript has 3 exons.
AUGUUGCUACAUGAUCUCGCUAUUCCAAUAGACUCUGUUGUCGUUGUUAUUGGAGCAAAUGGAUUCAUCGGCUUGGAGACAUGUGAAAAGCUUCUGCAAGCCGGUUAUAAGGUCCGAGGCACUGUCAGAAGCGUCGAAAAGUAUUCUACUUUUAUGCAUGACCUCUUUGAUCUGAAGUGGCCUGGAAAGUUUGAACUUGUGCAGGUGGUAGAUUUUGAGGAGGAAGGGGCUUUCGAUGAAGCGUUCAAAGGAGCUGCUGGGGUCAUCUAUACCUCGAUGCCAAUUGUUUUCCACCCUGACCCAGCCAAGGUCAUCAAUCAAAGCGUUAAAUCGACUAUCAAUACCUUGGAGGCGGCAGCUAAAGCACGAGUCCAGCGCUAUGUUCUGUGCUCCAGCUCUAAAGCCGUCGAGACUGCCAGAUAUGACGGUACACCCCGUCGUCUUACGGUCAAUAAUUACAACACAGAGUCUCUCCUGAAAGUUUGCUGCGGGCCCAGAGAAGAAACUCUUGAGUGGUCCUUGAAUGUCUUCAGUGCCGGAAGAGCUCUUGCAGAGCUCAGCUUUUGGUCUUGGAUUGGAGAAAAAAAUCCUCCCUUCGUUGCCAAUUGUGUGGUUCCAGAUGGAGCCUUUGGUCGCGGGCUCAAUGGCGCUACUUCAACAAACCAGAUGCUAAAAGCGGCCUUGGCUGGUGAUUGGAACUCUGUUCCAAUGCCAAUAUCCUACCUAUCCGAUGUGCAAGAUACUGCCCGCCUGCUUGUCGCUGCGACAAUCAAGUCCUCGAUCUCUAAUGAACGUAUAUUUGCUUAUUAUAAGCAUCUUACGUGGAAUGACUUACGUACCAGGGUCCGUGCCGUUAGACCGGGACUUGUGAAGAGCGAGGACCACCCUUUGCAAGAAGGUUAUCUCUCAAGUGUCCACGAGCCGAUCUGCCGGGCAGAGGAGAUCCUGAAGGAUAUCGGGCGAGCAGGAUUCACUCACGAAGACUCCAUGCUGCGAGACUUUCUGGAUACUUGCUUUUAG